Messenger RNA from Mesocestoides corti, 1734 nucleotides. The record is from the annotation of a GenBank genome assembly. NCBI's taxonomy places the organism in Eukaryota, Metazoa, Platyhelminthes, Cestoda, Cyclophyllidea, Mesocestoididae.
AUGUGCCAUGAAAUUACUCAAUACCUUCGAAUGAGUUACCUCGCGGUAGACAAGUACGGCGAACAAUCGUAUUACCCCCUCCAAUCAGACAUCGACCUUGAGGAGGCUCUGAUACGGUGCCCGGACUCAACUCUCCGACUAUUUAUUGAAGCCAAACCCAGAACUGAAGAAGAUUGGGACAUCGUGGAGAAGGAUGAAGUGGCCGCGUCACGCAUCGAGGGCACCAAACUCCAACAGGACGGCAGCAUGACCGAACAGCAGAACUCCUCCGCACCCAAGUGGUCCCCACCAAUCUCACCCACUCACUUGGCCUCCUCCAUUCGUUCGGUUUUGGUCGGCUCGAAUUUCCUUCAAAAUGUCUCACAACAGAUCGGAAAAACUGUCACCUCCAUCGAAAAAGCGAUUGGUCUGAAAAUCCCCGCUACGCCUCCACGUCCGCCAAUCUGCGACGCGGAAUUUCGUCAGUACAUGGACAAUCUGGGGAGGAUUGUUCACCCAACUGAAUUUUAUCGCAACGUCUACCUGGGCGGCAUAGAGCCGAGUCUGCGAAAGGUGGCCUGGCGCAUCCUCCUCAACGUCUACCCGGUUGAGGUCACGGGAAAGGAGCGCAUAGCCCUGCUCCACAGCAAGGUCGCCAAAUACGAGUCGAUGAAGGUAGCGUGGAAACGCGCCUACCACGAAGGACGCCUGAGCAAGGCACAGAUCGAUGCCAUCGCCUUGGCCAGCGUCGAUGUCGUGCGAACUGAUCGAACGCAUCCAUUUUACAAGUGUGAUGACAAAAAUCUGCGUGUAUCGCAACUCUUCAAUAUUCUUGCCACCUAUGCAAUUUACCACCCUGGCAUCGGCUAUCACCAAGGCAUGUCCAAUCUGGCCAGCCCGUUGCUUUACAUUCAGGAUAGCGAAGGUGCCGCUUACGUUUGCUUCUGCGCUCUGAUGCGACGCCUUGGACCCAAAUUCACGCCGCACGUCGACCAGUUGACCAUGUUCACUCAACUCCAACACCUGCACGACCUCCUCGUCUUCACGGACUACGAGAUGGCGCAGUUUCUGCGUCUGCACAACCUCGGCAACAUGUUCUUCACGGAACGUUGGCUCCUUCUCGAGUUGGUGCGCGAGUUCUCCUUCGAGCAGGCUCUUUACGUCUCCGAGGUGCAGUGGGCGGCCCUAGCUCUCGUCUGUUCCACGUGGCCCAGCGUCGAUCCCGUCUCGCUGUAUCACCAAAACGGUCACAACCAGUUGUCCGAGGAGCUGGCCACCGUGGUCUUUGAGGACUCAGCCAAACACUACACACGCUGCGACACCAAGCUCAUCAACAGUCUGGUCGGCGAGGAGUUUCUCUAUAAGCUGCCUUGCGCCUCGCCUGGCACAACCAUCGCCUCCGCUUCGUGUUCGCCGCCAACCGAAGCAAAGCGCGUGAGCAGGCCAGCUCACGAGGGUGACCCGGUGCACAUGAAGGACUGGGUGGUGGAACUGCCUGCUCCCGAUGUGCUCGGGGGUGGGAAUAAUCCCUUUCUUCUCUUCGUUUGCGUCUCCAUGUUGCUGGAGUACAAAGAUGAAAUUUUGGCGGAGGUGCGCGAGCCCAGUGAUCUCUUUCACUUCUUCCAAACUCGCAACAAGCGUCACAAUCCCGUGAGCAUUCUGAACCGAGCACGUUGCCUCUUCGAUGCCUAUCUACGUCAGCAGGAGGCCAGACGCCGUGAACUUGCCGAGGGUCCACGAAUGCAGCAUCUCUAG